CGCUGGGGCGGGGGCGCGACGCUGUGGAACCCAGGAACUACGGCUCCCGGCGGGUAGUGCGCCGUGCCGACCCUCGCAGGCCUGUGGAGUAGGGCCCUGAGGCCCGCUGGGGGCUGGAGUCUCAAGGACGCGCACACGUGAAGAAGCGGAAGAUUGGUAGAUUCAUGUGGCCUUUUUAAUGAUUAAGUAAUGAUGGAAAUGGAUCCAAAAUAAAAAGUGACUUCUCUACCAAAGCAGUAGAAGAUUCUUCAUAUCACCUUCCAGUAGCUGAAUUCAGUUUUGGGGAAGAAGCAAAACAAGUGAAAUACAGAAAACUGAAAAAGAAGAAAAUCUCAUUUUGGAACUUCCUUGACUAUUCCUUACCCCCUGUCUUUCUACUUUUUAAAAUUUUGUUCUGAAUUUAUAAAUAUUGAAGACCAAAGAAAUAGAAUAUACAUUUAGGAGCUUUAUACCAAGAAAUUUGCCUUGAAAGCUGCUAUUCUUGGAGGGAAAAGUAUAUCAAGUUCCUGUCUGUUUUUUUUUUUUUUUUUUAACAAGAUUUCAUAUAUGUAUAGAUUUUAAAAUUUAAGACAAAUAUAAAUACAUAUCUGCACACUAUUUUUAGCAGUUGUGUAAAAAUAAUGACAUUUAUGUUUUAAGGGCUUUGUUAUGUGUUUAUUUGCCACUGGAGUUGAUUACUCAGAUCUUUUAUAGUGCUUUAAUAUUAUAUUUUUGAUCUGUCACCUUGAUGACAUUACUUGCCCACACAUGAGGCGACCUGUGUAGCUAUGACCUUGUUAUGAACAGUUCGCAUUCACUGUGCAAAUGUCCAUGUAUUACCUAUUUAAGCAUCAUCAUAGUGCCAUUACUCAAGGAAGUUGAAUGAGGUGAACAUAGACAUAGCUCUUUCCCCUUACCCCCCUUUUAAAUGUAACAAAUACUUUUUAUGUUCCCCUUCCCCCUUCCCCUCCCCCCUUCCCCCUUUUGGAAGCGAGUCAGGAACUAGGUAGUUUAGGAUGAGCAAUUAGAGGGACUCAGAAAGUGAGCCACAUAGAGCCAGGCUUCUUUGUGCUUCAUCACAAGUCGUGCUGCUGACCAGACUGCUUAAGCACCUUUUUAACAAGAAGACCUCGUGAGAGAGCCAACUGGUAGUGUCAAGGAGUUCGGAAAACAGGACCACAGAGUUUCACUCUGGGAUCCUGGCCAUGAGGUUGGAUGCCUCACCUUGCUGAAAAGACACUGGACCUAAAUGGCGCAGCAUGACUUUGUUCCUGCUUGGCUAAAUUUCUCAACACCACAGUCAGCUAAGUCACCUACAUCCACCUUUGAAAAGCACGGAGAGCACCUAUCCCGAGGAGAAGGUAGAUUUGGAGUGAGCCGUCGCCGACACAAUUCCUCUGAUGGCUUUUUUAACAAUGGGCCCCUACGAACUACAGGAGAUUCCUGGCACCAGCCCUCCCUGUUCCGCCAUGAUUCUGUGGACUCUGGUGUCUCUAAGGGAGCAUAUGCUGGAAUCACAGGGAACCUAUCUGGUUGGCACAGCUCUUCCCGAGGUCAUGAUGGCAUGAGCCAGCGUAGUGGAGGUGGCACAGGGAACCAUCGACACUGGAAUGGCAGCUUUCACUCCCGGAAAGGCUGUGCCUUUCAGGAAAAGCCACCUACAGAGAUUAGGGAAGAAAAGAAAGAAGACAAGGUGGAUAAGUUGCAGUUUGAAGAGGAAGACUUUCCUUCUUUGAAUCCUGAAGCUGGCAAACAGAAUCAGCCAUGCAGACCUAUUGGGACCCCUUCUGGAGUGUGGGAAAAUCCACCUAGUGCCAAGCAACCCUCCAAGAUGCUAGUUAUCAAAAAAGUUUCCAAAGAGGAUCCUGCUGCUGCCUUCUCUGCUGCAUUCACCUCACCAGGAUCUCACCAUGCAAAUGGGAACAAAUCGUCAACUAUGGUUCCAAGUGUUUAUAAGAACUUGGUUCCUAAGCCUGCACCACCUCCUUCCAAGCCCAAUGCAUGGAAAUCUAGCAGAAUGGAACACAAAUCAGGAUCCCUUUCCUCUAGCCGGGAGUCUGCAUUUACCAAUCCAAUCUCUGUUACCAAACCAGUGGUACUGGCUGGUGGCGCAGUUCUCAGCUCUCCCAAAGAGAGUCCCUCCAGCAUUACCCCUCCAAUUGAGAUCAGCAACUCUCGGCUGACCAAGUUGACCCGCCGAACCACUGACAGAAAAAGUGAGUUCCUGAAGACUCUGAAGGAUGACCGGAAUGGAGACUUUACAGAGAACAGAGACUGCGACAAGCUGGAGGAUUUGGAGGAUAACAGCACACCUGAACCAAAGGAAAAUGGGGAGGAAGGCUGUCUUCAGAAUGGUCUUUCUCUCCCUGUGGUAGAAGAAGCGGGGGUCUUGUCACACUCUCUGGAAGCAGAGCACAGGUUAUUGAAAGCAAUGGGAUGGCAGGAAUAUCCUGAAAAUGAUGAGAAUUGCCUUCCUCUCACAGAGGAAGAGCUAAAAGAGUUCCACAUGAAGACAGAGCAGCUGAGAAGAAAUGGCUUUGGAAAGAAUGGCUUCUUGCAGAGCCGCAGUUCCAGCCUGUUCUCCCCUUGGAGAAGCACUUGUAAAGCAGAGUUCGAGGACUCAGACACAGAAACGAGUAGCAGUGAAACAUCAGAUGAUGAUGCCUGGAAGUAGGCAUAUAAAUGCUCACAGUUAAUCUGACCCAGUAAACUCAGCUUGUGUGUUUAGGGAAUAUACAGAAGAAAUCGUUCUUUUUUCCUUUUCCUUCUCUUAAUGUUGUUGAAUACUUCAUGCACAAGGGAAAUAAUCAUAUCCCAAAGAAAGAGCAGUUGGCUUGUUUAGCUUUUGUUGUUGUUCUUCCCUGUUACCUGCUUAAUAGAAGUUUGUGUGGUGGGAUUUUUUUUUAAAUACACACACACAGUACAUAUGGGGCGAUGCACAGGUGGGAGCUGGCAGUGCAGAGAUGCAGAGAGGAGACACUGGUCUGCAGCAACAGCUUCUACUACCAGCCCUUGGGGCACUCACCCCCGUGCUCAAGCAAUCAUUGUCAAUGACAAAGUGACUAUUGAAGUUAUAAUUGUAUUAAAUUAAUGCUAAUAAUUUGGAUAUUUUAUUUUAUUUUUGGCUGCUCGGGUAACUUUAGCCCUUAACAAAGCAUAUGUGGUUUUUGUUUGUUUGUUUUUGUUUUCUUUUUCCUUUUCGGGUACAGCUGUAAAAUAUUUGGAUAUAGGAAAUGUUGUGUUAUUCUUGCAGCCUUGAUAUUCAGGGUGGAUUGUAAAAUAUAAAUUUUUGUGAGAUUUCAAAGAUUAAGAUUAUUUUGAUAACAUUAUUUACAGAUUUAAAAGAUGUGGUUAUCACAAGUCUGUUGAGGGGAAAAACUACUGCAUAAAAUAACUAACUUGGAAUAAAUAUUUUGCAUCAGUUUAGA
Messenger RNA from Sciurus carolinensis (gray squirrel), 3407 nucleotides. It is a transcript of the gene Gpbp1l1, whose product is annotated as GC-rich promoter binding protein 1 like 1. Gene Ontology annotation, biological process: DNA-templated transcription; positive regulation of DNA-templated transcription. The record is from RefSeq and is a predicted model, not a curated record. The transcript has 12 exons. Bases 1229 to 2653 code for a protein of 474 amino acids. NCBI's taxonomy places the organism in Eukaryota, Metazoa, Chordata, Mammalia, Rodentia, Sciuridae. Gene Ontology annotation, cellular component: nucleus. Gene Ontology annotation, molecular function: RNA binding; DNA binding.